This is a messenger RNA of Aureobasidium uvarum, 567 nucleotides long. The record is from the annotation of a GenBank genome assembly. NCBI's taxonomy places the organism in Eukaryota, Fungi, Ascomycota, Dothideomycetes, Dothideales, Saccotheciaceae.
AUGCCACCUCUCUUACUACGAUCACGUCUGCGGCUCUGCUUGGCUCGCCGCGCAAAUUUGCACACCACACGCCCAGCCCGCUCAAAACUCGAUACAGACGCCCUCCUCUCGACACCAACCUGGUCCCUCGACACUCUCCUUNNCCCUCUUCCUCCUCUUCUACCACCACAACACCGACAAUCACUUCAAAACAACUCCACCACCUCCUGCGCCUCUCCGCUCUCCCACCCCCAAAAGACAGCUCCGAGGAACAAAAANAUGUUGCAAUCUCUCCACCAACACCUCCACUUUGUCGCCGAAAUCCGCAAAGUCGAUACGACGAAUAUCUCUCCACUGCAAAGUCUACGGGAUGAAACCAGUGCUGGGACCAAAGAGCAAGAGAUUGGGUUAGAAGAGCUACGGGAUGCGUUUGAGAAAGAGCAAGUCAAGGGAAAGUACUACAAGAGGAUCAGACGGAGACAAGAGGAUGCUGUGGAGGGUGAGAGUGCAAAGACUUGGGAUGUCCUUGGUGCGGCGGGUAAGAAGGUAGGGAGGUUNUUUGUUGUUGAUGGUGGAAAGGAAGGAUAG